Messenger RNA from Punctularia strigosozonata HHB-11173 SS5, 1449 nucleotides. RefSeq lists its product as uncharacterized. Gene Ontology annotation, biological process: intracellular calcium ion homeostasis; calcium ion transmembrane transport. The coding region runs from base 1 to 1449 and encodes 482 amino acids. NCBI's taxonomy places the organism in Eukaryota, Fungi, Basidiomycota, Agaricomycetes, Corticiales, Punctulariaceae. The transcript has 11 exons. Gene Ontology annotation, molecular function: calcium:proton antiporter activity. Gene Ontology annotation, cellular component: fungal-type vacuole membrane. The record is from RefSeq and is a predicted model, not a curated record.
AUGCCGUCUGGAGAGCGUAGUGCUGCGAGUCCGAAGCAUGGCUUGCAGUCGAUCCAACCUAGUGCCAGAGAGGAGGUUGAGCGGACAGCUCCUGUCCAUGAAACACGUGGAUCGCGACGACUUUCCAGAGCCAGGGAAGUUGUGCGCGAGGUUGUCGAAGAAGAGGAGGAAAACUUUCAAAAAUUCUGGGACAGGUUUCGCGGCAAGGGACGGGAGGUGAGCUGGAGCGAGAGCCUGCGCAACAUCGUGUUUUCGUCGUGGCUCAACAUCUUCUUCGUCAUUCUCCCGAUCGCUUGGGUUUCUCAUUGGGUACAAUGGCAUACCGGCUUGACGUUCGGACUAUGCUUCGUUGCUAUCCUUCCCAUGGCCAGGAUAUUUGACUACUGCGGCGAGCAGAUGGCGUUCUACCUUGGCUAUAGCCUUGGUGACCUGGUCGUCAUCACGCUCAAUAAUGCUGUGGAGGCGACUCUUUCCAUCAUAUUGCUUUUGAAAUGCCAGGUGAAACUGCUGCAAUCCACGAUCGCAGGUGUGGUGCUUCUCCACCUGCUCCUCAUACCUGGGACUGCGUUCCUUGUCGGAGGGGCGCGCAUCUGGGAGCAAGAACUGCACGAGCAUCCUACCCAGCUGAACCACUCACUUUUGACGAUCGGAGUCCUUGCCCUCCUUCUUCCAUCAGCCUUUUUCUCGUCGAUUGGCACGGGCUUACCGUCAGGAAUUACUACUGGUCUCCGACAUGACCUCGGACAAAUUUCUCGAGGUUUGGCUCUCAUACUGCUGAUUGUAUACAUCGCGUCCCGCAUUUAUUUGCAUCAUCCACCGGGUGCAGAGGGUCAACAUGUGGACGCACACCUGCCCCAUGCAUUAAGGAUCAAGGAACGCGAACUCGCUAGGCAGCGCCCGGAGGUGAACGUUUGGUCCUGUAUUGCGCUGUCCCUCGUCGUCAUCGUGCUGAUGGCUGUUACCGCUUGGAUGUUAGUCGAGAGUAUCGAAUUCGUGCAGGAGCGUAGCAACAUACAAGACGAGUGGUUUGGCCUCGUUUUCCUCCCGAUCGUAUCUUUCUCUGCGGACGGCGUAGUCGCAAUCGUGCUGUUCUUGCGCGUGCUGUUCCGGGCCUACCACGGCAAAGACAAAGAUUCCUAUAUAACGACGCUGGCGAGAGGCCGAACGAUCGAUCUCAGCAUACAGUUCACGCUGUUCUGGAUGCCGUUCUUCGUCUUGCUCGGAUGGUGGACCGACCGGCCGUUGAGCCUGCUGUUUGAUAUGUUCGAGGUUGCGCUAUUGCUCGGCGCGUGCUUCCUGGUGAACUAUGUCACUGCCGACGCGAAGACGAAUUGGGCCGAAGGUUGUAUCAUGGUCGGUUUCUAUGUGAUGAUCGCGCUGUGUUCCUGGUUUUACCCCGGCAACAUGGUGAUCGAGGAAAUGGUCCAGUGUCAGAAGAAUAUCCUUUGA